Messenger RNA from Ceratosolen solmsi marchali, 1775 nucleotides. Its product is annotated as carboxypeptidase B. NCBI's taxonomy places the organism in Eukaryota, Metazoa, Arthropoda, Insecta, Hymenoptera, Agaonidae. Gene Ontology annotation, molecular function: zinc ion binding; metallocarboxypeptidase activity. Gene Ontology annotation, biological process: proteolysis. The transcript is spliced from 6 exons. Bases 37 to 1359 code for a protein of 440 amino acids. The record is from RefSeq and is a predicted model, not a curated record.
GAGUCCGAACGCGAGGUCAGUCGUCCCUACGCAAGCAUGGAUUUCUCUGGAUUAUUCUUCCUCCUCAUGAUAACGAACUUUGCCCACGGCUCCGUCCUGGAAAGGCACAAAGUCGACUGGGACGCCGGGGAUGCGCUCCCGAAAGCCCUGGACAUCCCCGAAGAGACGGUCACGUACGAAGGCGCGCAGCUCUGGAGGGUCCUCGAGGCUGAUGAAAAGGCUGAUUAUCUGAGCUAUUUGCAGGAAAGAGGAGAUUUAUCACUAUGGACGGGGAAUGAUACUGCGAUAGACGUUUUAGUGCUUCCUGAUGUUAUUCCACGAGUUUCCCGUUUCCUGCGUCAGAGACAUGUUAAGUAUGAUGUCAUAAUUCCCGAUCUCCAACAGGCUAUUAAUUCUGAAAAUCCGAUAAAAAGUCAACAAGAAAUUGAAGAUCUCGAGGGCAGAAAUGGACAUCGAAUGGAUUGGACGAGUUACCAUCGACUUGACGACAUUCAUGGCUAUCUGGAUUACUUGGCCAAUACAUAUUCCGACAUUUGUUCGGUCAUGACUAUCGGUAAAUCCGUCGAGGGCCGUCCUCUUAAAGUGCUUCGAAUAAGCAAAGGAGUGGAUAACGCUCCGGCACUUUGGAUCGACGGGGGCAUUCAUGCCCGAGAGUGGAUUUCACCGGCUGUCGUCACUUACCUUAUCGAUUAUCUCGUUGAGCACAGCGAGCAGCUCGAGGCCGACUAUUACAUUCUACCCGUUGUUAAUCCCGAUGGAUACGAAUACACGUUUCGCGGCGACCGACUCUGGCGCAAGAAUCGUGGUAAUCUGGAAAAAGGUGGCUCCUGCAUUGGCAUCGACCUGAACCGUAAUUUUGGCUAUCGUUGGGGUGGCCUGGGAACAAGUAAGCAGCCAUGCAGGGAAAUAUACGCCGGGACCGGACCUUUCUCCGAGCCCGAGACCCGUGCCAUUAAGAACUUCUUCGAGACGAGCGCCGCUAAUUUUAAGGCUUAUCUCACAUUCCACAGCUACGGCCAAUACAUUCUCUACCCAUGGGGCUACGACCGGCGUGUGCCUCCCGACUACAUGGACCUGGACCUCGUGGGCAAGAGAAUGGCCGAGGCGAUGCGCGUCGCCGGCGGGGCCAACAGCCACUACAUCGUGGGAAACAGUGCGACGACCUUGUACGCGGCCUCGGGUGGUGCCGACGACUGGGCCAAGGCUCACCUCAAGAUUAAGUACACUUACACGGUGGAACUGCGCGAUAAGGGCCAGAGUGGCUUCGUCUUGCCGGCCAAGUACAUCAAGCCCACGGCCGAGGAGGCGCUCGCCGCUGUCCUCGUAAUGACACGGACCAUCAAGUCACCCGCCGCCUGAUCCUACGACCCCGACCUUGCGACCCCCAAACUUGCCACGGGAUUCUUUCCUUGACCUCGGGGCCUUAAAUUUAUUUAUCGUCGGAGCGAUUGUUGGCCCGCCACAUUUUAUUCCAGAGGUGGUUAAUCCGAUCCGUUAUCUCAUCGCGCGUAAGACUAAUCUUAGCCGACGUUCGCUUAUUUCGAUAAUCCAUUGUGGGUUGAGAGUGCCGUUACUAUUAGUCGAAAGAUACUGUUACGAUACUUAUAAUUCUCAAUGCCGGCGACGAUGAAAUAUCGAAAAUAAUGAUUCCUUUAGCGCAAAUUUGCAGGAGACGCGAAAAAUCGAGCGAACAAAGUACAGAUGCCUUAUAUGUAUUUAUUGGCGCUUUAUCGAUAUAAAAUUCCAUGCAUACGGCAAUUCCUUGCAAUAUACGA